This is a messenger RNA of Aptenodytes forsteri (emperor penguin), 1289 nucleotides long. RefSeq names its product ADP ribosylation factor like GTPase 6 (gene ARL6). Gene Ontology annotation, biological process: vesicle-mediated transport; cilium assembly; protein localization to cilium. Bases 25 to 609 code for a protein of 194 amino acids. The record is from RefSeq and is a predicted model, not a curated record. Lineage: Eukaryota; Metazoa; Chordata; Aves; Sphenisciformes; Spheniscidae. The transcript has 8 exons. Gene Ontology annotation, cellular component: cytoplasm; axoneme. Gene Ontology annotation, molecular function: GTP binding; GTPase activity.
UCCCUGUGUAUUUCAGCCAGAAUUAUGGGAUUGUUUGACAAGCUAGCGGGAUGGCUUGGGCUGAAGAAAAAGGAGGUUCAUGUUUUGUGCCUUGGCUUGGACAAUAGUGGCAAAACAACAAUCAUAAAUAAACUUAAACCUUCAAAUGCUCAAACUCAGGACAUCGUUCCAACAAUAGGAUUCAGUAUAGAGAAGUUCAAGACAUCGAGUUUGUCUUUCACAGUGUUUGAUAUGUCGGGUCAAGGGCGAUACAGAAACCUCUGGGAACAUUACUACAAAGAAGGCCAAGCCAUUAUUUUUGUCAUUGAUAGCAGUGACAAAUUAAGAAUGGUUGUGGCCAAAGAGGAACUUGACACCCUUCUGAAUCAUCCAGAUAUUAAGCACCGUCGACUGCCUAUUCUCUUUUUUGCAAACAAGAUGGACCUCAGGGAUGCGAUAUCAUCUGUGAAAGUAUCUCAGUUACUAUCAUUAGAAAACAUCAAAGACAAGCCCUGGCAUAUCUGUGCCAGUGAUGCUCUUAAAGGAGAAGGAUUACAAGAAGGUGUGGAUUGGCUCCAAGAUCAAAUUACACAAUCAGAUCCAAGCAAUGAAGACAUGAGAGAGAAAUAAAAGAUGUAUGGCAUUCUUUUACAAACUGUCAGUAGGUGUACAAGUUCCUUGGAAAGGAAGAAUGAUUUAAAGAAAAUGAACAGUUCAGCUAAAAUAUACUGUGUUGACUUGUUUCCUUUUAGUAACUCUUCCAGGAAAACUGAAUGUAGGCAACAUAGCACCUCAGGUAUGCACAUUGAUGAAUUAAAUCAAAUCUUGUGACUGAAGAGCAUAUUUUAAAAAAAGAUUUAUGUUAACAAUAAACAUCUGCAUUCAUUUGAGUUCUAGGUGAUAAUUAGCCAUCAGGAAAUGCCCCUCUGUUUUUUGGGGGGACACCUUUUGACCAAAUGGGAAUAUUUAUUUUCUUGAGAAAGAAUAAUCCGCACUUCCUGAAAUACAGCUGCAUGAGAUACCUACUGAUUUUAGGUGCCCAUUUUUAGGUAUUUCUGCAAUUUUUUUUAUUGUAAAGUUUGAUGUUGGGUUUUUAGUAACCAUAUACAAUAGGCUUCUAGAGGAAUAUUUUGAUUUUGAAAAGGAUUCAAAUAUUCAGUGUAUUUGUUAUAGAUGAUUGCAGAUGUUUUCAAGGAACUGUUUUUAAUGAAAUGUUAUGAAUUGUUUUUGUGAUAUGCCAUGGUUAUAUUUGCAUUCCCAUCAAUAAAACUUCAAAUACACAACAUGCCAUAGUUUGGUUUUUUAACUUA